AAUUCUCUCUCUCUCCCCUAUCUUUCUCACGCCUCCACCUCCCCUUUUAUCUCUUCAAUUUCUCCACCCACCACCAUCCUCUUUCUCUAAUCUUUACUUUCCUCUUCAUUUCAAUUUUAGGAAAUUAGAUCUAGAUUUUACCCCUUUCUCUUAUCUUCAAUUCAAAAUCCAUUUUGGCCGGCGAAAUGAUCUGUGCCGAUUUGUCUGUUCUCCCCUGCAGCCUUGUAGCAGUGAAGGAAGAAUUCGGGUGAUUCCACACACCGACUCAUGUUCUCGUAGCAAGAGAAGCAUGUCCACAAUCAUCGAGGAAGAAGAGCACAAACUUUAUGAUUUCCAGGAGAAAACAAGCUCGUUUGUAGAUGAACUUGAAAUAGGUAACUAAUUUUUUUAUGUUUAGUGAAAUGUAAUUUGUUUGUUUCUUUUUGAAUAAUCUGCUCAUCCAUUUGUGUGCAAUGGGUGGUGUGUUUUGUUUUAUUUUUAAUGAAAGAAGCUGUGAAUUAUAAUUGCCCGUAUAUGGUAUAAGAAGUGAAAACUUGUCCUGGAGGGAGAUUUAUUUUUUUUGGCUUUUUGAGUUCCCUCCAAAUCUGAAUUAUUGUGAUGGCAUAGUUCCGUACUUGCGUAGAAGAGAUGAUGACUUAGUUGUUUUAUUUUAAAAUAUUAUGUGGUGUACAGCAGACAUGGGUCUUUUAUUGUGGGGUCUAAAAGUUGCUUUUGUACUGUAGCAACUCUAUCACACUUCUACGGAAAAGAACCGCGCAGUACUAACUAAAAGGGCUUUAUUGGAACAAAUAUUAUUUUAUUCGUGUUUCUUAAUAUGUGUGCCCAGCCUCAUGUUGCAAGAUUUCUAGAAAGGAGGAAGUAUUUUGUUUGACUUGUCAACAUUCAAAACCCCGCAUUCCCCUGUUCUCCUGUUAGGUUUGGUCAACAAAUGCAUCGGACUCUUUGGUAAACCUCGGCCUCUGCACAAACUGUCUACCUGUGGAACCUUUGCAGAUCACAAGAUAUAUAAUGUAGCUUUUGGUAUACCAGAAGAGAAAGAAGAAGCACAGAAACGGCGCCUCUCCGUUUGUUUUCUUCUUUCUGUGGAUGCGGUCAUGGCUGCGGUUCUUGGAUUUGCUGUCAAUACGUCAUCCUGCUCUGCUUUUUGUACUGCCAAAUCAAAUCUUUCUUUCUUACCCAAACGAUGGUUUCGCAAAAGGGCUGUCUUUGUUGUGGACUCUCCUCCUGCUUCUAUUGAUUUCGUUUCGAGAAUUUCCUUCAGAGCCACCAGGAAACUUCAUUCUCUUAAGGCUCUUUCAACCAUUGAUCAAACUGAAGCUCCAAAAUGGUGGGAGAAAACUGCAGGGCCUAACAUGAUUGAUAUUCAUUCUACAAAAGAAUUCUUGGAUGCAUUAAAUCAGGCUGGAGAUAGACUAGUUAUAGUUGAAUUUUAUGGCACAUGGUGUGCUUCUUGUAGAGCAUUAUUUCCCAAGCUUCGUAAAACUGCUAGGGAGCACUAUGAUAUUGUAUUCCUUCAAGUCAAUUUUGAUGAAAACAAGCCUAUGUGCGAAAGUUUGGAUGUAAAAUUCCUUCCAUAUUUCCACUUCUAUCGUGGGGCUGAUGGACAGCUAGACUCCUUUUCUUGCUCACUUGCCAAAUUCCAGAAAAUUAAGGAUGCCAUUGAAUUACACAAUACGGCACGUUGCAGCCUUGGCCCUCCUAAAGGUGUGGGAGAUAUCAAACUGGAAACCCCUUUGAUUGCAAAAGACAUACCAGAUGAAUCUUCUUCCCCUCCAUGAUAUCUUGGUUAAAGGUCUCCCCAGAAAACAUACCUUAGUUUUUGUGAAAUCUGCAGGUUGGAGAAACAGUAGGAUGUUCAUAUUAUCACCUUAUUCUUUUCUGUACUAUAGAAUCAAUUUUUUGUGUUUAUAGAUAAAAGAUUACUAGAGAUGCAGUUUAGAAUUAGUCCAUUCUUUUAUUAUAUGUUGUUCUGCUGCUUGAGUGACAAUUUGCAGGCACUAAAAUAAUUAACAGUACCCCUAAUAGUGAUCAUGCAUGGUUUUA
Cuscuta europaea is the source of this 2043-nucleotide messenger RNA. NCBI's taxonomy places the organism in Eukaryota, Viridiplantae, Streptophyta, Magnoliopsida, Solanales, Convolvulaceae. The record is from the annotation of a GenBank genome assembly.